AUGACUAAUCUAUUAUCUUUAUCUAAUCUAUUACUAUUACAUAUCAUAUCAGAUAUUGACAGUAAUGUAGAUAUAAUAUGUUUGUUGUUAACUUGUAAAAAGUUGUACAAUAAUAGGAGUGGUUUAAGAAGAUCGAUACAGUUUAAAAGUAUACAAGUUAUCGAUGAAUCUAAUAAAGGAGAUAUAUCAGAACAAUUUAAAGCAACAGCUACUCGAUUCAACCUAUUAUCAUUUAAAGAUAUAUUGGAGAAUAGUAUAUCUGAUCAUCAGGUGAUAGAUCAUUUUGAACAAGGUCAACAAUAUCUUCAAAAGAAUAAUAAUAAUAAUAAUUGUCCACAAUGGAUAAAAGAUCGUAUCUCUACUUUAAAUAGAGUCGAUAAAAGUAGUAUUACGACAGCGUUGGUUAGUCGAUACGAUGAAUUUGCAAAGUCACUCCAAGACUUGUCAUCAUCAUCGAUCGAGACACUAUUCAUCAACCAAAGAUUUAAUAGUAUUGUGGAUCUUGCCUCCAUCUCACAACUCUUGCCGAAUCUUCAACGACUUGCGGUUCGUUCAAGCGGAUUGAAACUAGGUCCUCAUCCUCAUUUAACACUCAAGUCUCUCAGACUAGAUAUCGGUGUUGGAAAGCCAUACCCUCUCAUCGACUUGGGAUUAGAUAAAUUCGUAUCGUUGACAGAGUUGUCGUUCAAGAGUAAUUGUGUGGUUGGUAUAGCAAAGGGUCUGCUACCAAGCAGUCUGACAUCACUUACACUCAGACUACAAGAGAUACCUCCAAGAGAUACAUUCCUUUCAUUGACAUUGUUGGUGAAACUAAAGAUCUACCUUGAACAUGCAAGAAUAGUAGACAAGACAAAAGAAGCAUUCAUCAAUCUUGAAAGUCUAUGUCACCUCAAGACACUCAAGUUUAGAAACUACAUCCAUGAAAAGAACUACUAUAGUAUCGAGAUUACAGUCCCUCCUUCAAUCAAGAUACUUUCUCUCUCUUCAGAUUGUGUACGGGUCCCACAAAGAUGUGUAUUACCACAGUUGGAGAAAUUGGUUGUGUAUCAAGGACUAUUGAUUGAUGAAAGAGUCAGUUUGUCGUCAUGCCCAAAGAUAAAGAAAUUAUUUAUUUAUUGGGAUAAAGUCAUGCCAUCCAAUUUCAAUAUGAUCAUUCCAGAGACAGUCGAGAGACUUUCAAUAGAAAAAUUCAUUUGUGAUCAAGAUAUACUAGGACAAGUUGUAUUACCACCGUCUCUUACUCAUCUGACUAUCAAUGGAGACUAUGAACCUGUCAACCUACCACAAUCAGUCAUCAAACUAAAACAAAUGUUUGAUAAAGAUGCAAUAUCUCGUAGUGCUCAACUAGGUCAUUUAAAGAAACUAGUUUGGAUACCAGGAACCAAUUGCACAAAUCUACCAUUCACCUCUCCACCCAAUCUUGAAACACUCAACCUCUUUGGUAUCGAAGGUGACUAUAUCAUUGACCAUGUACCACCUACCAUCAAAUAUCUCUCUAUACCAUUGACAAAAUCAUUUGAUGACGAUUCAAUCUUUUCAAUCACCUCUAGGAUCCCCAUCCCCAUCCCCUCACAACAACCCUCACAACAACCACCACAACAACAAUUGUGGUUACCAUCCAAUACAACUCAUCUAUCUUGUUUAAUCUGUCAUGAUGAAAAUUCAGAUGUGGCAUUUAGAUUGGAUGAAGUAAUCAAUCAUACCAAUGUUAGAUAUUUAACUAUCACUUAUGAGACUACAUUACAAUUUUCAAUUCAUAGAUUGGACAAUGAAAAUAAGAAUGUAUUGAUAUUGGAAACAAAUACACUUCAAGGUGGAAUAAUCACUCAACGUAAAUCCAUUGAUAGUCAACAACAACAAUAUGAUCCAAUUUAUUUAUAUUUAGAAUAUCAAAAAAACCACAAUCUUCUUCUAAGCCUCCAUUAA
Cavenderia fasciculata is the source of this 1926-nucleotide messenger RNA. RefSeq lists its product as uncharacterized. Lineage: Eukaryota; Evosea; Eumycetozoa; Acytosteliales; Cavenderiaceae. The transcript has a single exon. The record is from RefSeq and is a predicted model, not a curated record. The coding region runs from base 1 to 1926 and encodes 641 amino acids.